Molecule: messenger RNA, 1122 nt
Organism: Penicillium longicatenatum
Lineage: Eukaryota; Fungi; Ascomycota; Eurotiomycetes; Eurotiales; Aspergillaceae
Exons: 5
Coding region: 1-1122 (373 amino acids)
Source: RefSeq, a predicted model, not a curated record
AUGAAUAAGCACAAGGCUGGAACAUCGAUAUCAAAUGGCCCUCAGAAGCUACAUCCCAGGCCCCAAAGACAGCGGUGGACACAUCCAGGCAAACAACCUCUAAAUGACUGGACACAGCUGCCUCAAGGAUGGAGUAUCGACGAGCCUGAUCUUGACCCCCUAGAUCUAGGCGCUCAAAUCCAAAGAUGCAAGGAAAGAAUCGAAGACAACAUUAUGCCUUACAUAUUCAAAAUUAGACUGAAGGUCUUAGAAGAUGCCAAGGCCAGUCGCGGUCUCAUUAUUGCUCCAUAUCAAGGGCAAGGACUAAGCUGGGACGUCAUCCAGCGAUUAGAAAGUCUCAAGGCUCUCAGAGAGGAGCUAACAGCAAAUGGCGAUGUUUUUGAAGAAUUGUCCAAUGUCGAGUCCAUCAUCAAAGCUUACGAGUCCGGUGAUCUGGAGUUAGAUGAAAAGAUUACAUUCUGGUCCUAUGGAAGGGUCGUCCACCGCUCGAAUUCAUUUGACUGGGAUGAAUUCAAGUGGGCAAAUCGGAUGCAUCAAGGCUACAAAGGAUUUUGGGUGGAAGGGCGAGGCGACCCAGGACCAUCAUCUGUGAAUUCAUACAAAGCCAUCUGUUCUGCAGAUAACGACGGACAAUACGUGAUCCCACUAGUCCUCAGGCUAGGACAGGAUUUAAUGAAAGAUAAAAACGCAUCAAAAACCGAGCCAGAAAUUGAAUUCGACUUUAUUGAUGAUACAGGGUGUGGCCCGUUGAAGAUUUACACAGACGACGUAGCAAUACUACAAGGACCCAAUGCUGCUGAGGGAAUCCACUGGCCCUGGCCACAGCUGAUAGGAUACGAGCCAAUGAAGAGCGCAGAUGGCUCAGUCAGCUAUGUUCUCGCUAUCAUGGUCGAGGUCAAUAUGUACGAUGCGCCGAAAGGCCGCCCGAAUCGCCAAUUAAUGAUCCCGUCAUGGGUCCCGGCCGUGGCUCUAGUCGACCCUGCCAAGUCGAUGGGCCCGGUCGGGCCUAAUGAGAGGCUGACGUCUAUUUAUCAGUUCUACGAAAACGGGGCUGACGGAAAGAGACAUGUUGCCUGGGGUAGAUACGAAGGAUAUCAAGCCGAUGAGGCUGGUGCGGUCUAG